Messenger RNA from Paramecium tetraurelia, 474 nucleotides. RefSeq lists its product as uncharacterized. The record is from RefSeq and is a predicted model, not a curated record. The transcript is spliced from 2 exons. Lineage: Eukaryota; Ciliophora; Oligohymenophorea; Peniculida; Parameciidae.
AUGUCAUAUUUAUAUAACUUUAAACAAUUCCAGCAUCUUGUAAUUGCGUUCACUCCGUAAUUUUAUAGCCAUACUAGAACUGAAUCAUGGUCUGGCUUCUUAAAAUUUUGCUCUUCUUGCGUAUAGUUAAAGAACUCAACGCCAAUCCUACUCUAAACACAUCAUCUCUCACCCGUCCAGUCAUCAACUAUAACUUGUCAAAAUUGUUCUUUAUUUUACUUAAAUUCUGGAUUCUUGUAAUGCAUAUUAAACUACAUAAUGAGAAUAUAUAGCUAAUGUUAGCAUACAUCAUGUAUUCAGAAUUCGCUUGAUAAUAUCUGCUCUUCUUACAUCUAGAAAAUGAGCUUUCUUGCACAUUAUCUUAUUAUCCUUACUUCUUACUUCAAUAUCAAUAAUACUCAGGCUAUUGCCCUUAUAUUUAGAUCAUAAGCAUUUGUAUUUAAAACUGAUUAUAACCUAUACAUAAAUAGAUGA